AUGGCAAAAGCGAGGGCGCAGCAGCUUUUGGAAGACGACGUUCUUGUGUCCACAGAAAAAGAGUGCGUGAGUACCAGAAGCUGGGCCAACACUCUAUCCUGCUCAUCCGCACUCCUCCUUGCAGCUUCGAGCCCACCGGAGGCCGAGCGGAGCAGGAUCGAUCCCGAUGGCCUUGGAGACUGCGAUUCUCCUUGUCCUCCCUCUGUCUCGACCUCGCUGGCGCCGUCCUGUGUCAGGCGCUUCCGCGGCCACCGACACACCUCAAGCCACCACGGCGACGGCGCUCGCCAAGUCGCCACCGCGCGCCAACCUAAGAGGUUACCGGACGUCGUCGAGCCUAGCACACACAAGAGGACUCAAGCUACGGUGACACGCUUCAACAAGGAACCAACAUCGUCGUCUCAGCCACCACGGGUGCGCUACAUGUCGACUCCUGGUUUCCACUCGGGUGCUACAGUUCCAGUUACAGGCUCCUUCGAUACUACGUCUGGCUCGACGCACUCCCUACCAAACGACUGGUUCAUCAUUACGCUCGAUGAAGAGGGCCUGUCACAGAAAGCAGGGGCACCUCUACUAAUGCAGCCAUCGCAUGCCAACCCUAGCACCCCUGUAGACGCUGCACGGACUUCAUCAUGUUGCAGCUAGUCGACGUAGGCCGACGGGUGUGCCCAACA
Phragmites australis (common reed) is the source of this 674-nucleotide messenger RNA. RefSeq lists its product as uncharacterized. The coding region runs from base 1 to 645 and encodes 214 amino acids. The transcript is spliced from 4 exons. NCBI's taxonomy places the organism in Eukaryota, Viridiplantae, Streptophyta, Magnoliopsida, Poales, Poaceae. The record is from RefSeq and is a predicted model, not a curated record.